Molecule: messenger RNA, 1167 nt
Organism: Eruca vesicaria subsp. sativa (arugula)
Lineage: Eukaryota; Viridiplantae; Streptophyta; Magnoliopsida; Brassicales; Brassicaceae
Source: the annotation of a GenBank genome assembly
UUGUUGUUAACCUUCUCUUCCGCCGCCGUCCAAUAGAGAAAACUUCUAUCGGAGAGAACUUUCAAGAUGUCGACUGGAUUAGAUAUGUCUCUCGACGACAUGAUCGCCAAGAAUCGCAAGUCUCGCGGAUCUGGAUCUGGAUCCGGAUCCGGAUCGGGUCCGAUUCGUCGCAACAACCCUAAUCGUAAAUCAAACCGAUCUGCUCCAUACCAAUCUACAAAGGCGCCGGAGUCCACGUGGGAGCACGACAUGUACUCCUCCGAAGGUGUCCCUUCUCGAUCAACCCGUUCUUCCGCCGGAAUCGAAACCGGAACGAAGCUCUACAUAUCCAACUUGGAUUACGGUGUCAUGAACGAUGACAUCAAGGAACUGUUUGCUGAAGUUGGGGAGCUUAAACGCUACACUGUUCACUUUGACAGGAGUGGGAGAUCAAAGGGAACUGCUGAAGUUGUAUACUCUCGUCGUGGUGAUGCGAUCGCAGCUGUGAAGAAGUACAACGACGUUCAGCUAGAUGGAAAGCCUAUGAAGAUUGAGAUUGUGGGAAACAAUCUUCAAGCUGCUUCUGCUCCGUCUGGUAGACACGGGAAUGCAAACUUCAAUGGUGGUGCUUCAAGGCGAGGAGGACAAGGGAGAGGUGGUCAACAACGUCGUGGUGGUGGUGGUGGUGGUCGAGGAGGUGGCCGUGGUCGUGGUGGGCGUUCUGGCAAGGGCCCAGCAGAGAAGGUAUCUGCUGAAGAUCUUGAUGCGGAUCUUGAUAAGUACCACGCAGGAGAUAUGGAUACUAACUGAGGAAUGUGGCUGGUGUCUUCUCAAACCGCAAGUGGGGUGUAUGAAGAUGAGAAGCUAGAAAAACUUUGGCCAGAGGCUUUACCACUGAGCCUCUUUCAUGGCCGUAUGUUGUUGAUUUGUUUCAUUAGAAUUACUCUUUAGAUCCAAACUGUGUUUACUAUGAGAUUGUUGUUUUUAUCUCAAUACCCUCAACUACAAGGCAGAGAGAAACGAAAACGAGUUUUAUCUUCACAAGCUAGGUUACUGUUACAAACUAAGAUGAUGAUGAUUUAGCUGUAUUUUACCUGUCAUCUUACUCUAGGUUAUGCUGGGUGACCCAACUAAUCAAAAAGUAGAGUCUUAGGCUCAACUUUCUGUUUGUUUGUUUUAGGUCUUAGC